Messenger RNA from Carcharodon carcharias (great white shark), 2874 nucleotides. RefSeq lists its product as uncharacterized. Lineage: Eukaryota; Metazoa; Chordata; Chondrichthyes; Lamniformes; Lamnidae. The record is from RefSeq and is a predicted model, not a curated record. Gene Ontology annotation, biological process: regulation of apoptotic process. The coding region runs from base 267 to 1094 and encodes 275 amino acids. The transcript is spliced from 7 exons.
CGAACUGUGGUGUCCGGACAAGGAAACACAAUACAUUCUUUGCACUUGGUGUGAAGGGCCGAUAUAUCCUCGGAGAUUCCCCUGUGACGAACAAUGUGGGUGUAAUAACCAGUGAAACUCUUGUGAAGAGGGGACGAACCUUUCACUCGGAGGGAACUGCUAGAAGAUAAAAGACGGAGCAGCAGACUUCACUUCCAACCGCCCGGCCUGAAUAAAAAUCAGAAAGUUAAAGACAUCUAAAAUCCCAGAUAUCUGACAGUGAAGCUAUGUCAUAUGGGAUGGCACAGUCCGAUUUGCGGAGACAUUACUACGCACUCAGUACGUCGAUGUCCCCUACAUUGGUUGAGCAGAUCACAUAUUUCCUGUAUAGCACCCGGAUUCUCAGCCAAUAUGAACUUAAUGUCAUCAGCUCCAAGUCUGAAAUGCUUUCAAAAGCAUCUGAGCUACUUUCUGCUGUCCUCCGAAAAGGGAAGAAAGCCUGUGGCAUCUUCUUUCAGGCACUUGAAAUGUCAGACCCACAUCUGAGCAAAGAAAUAACAGGAAAGCAAGUUAAUUCUACCGGUCACACUCCACAAGCACCUUCAUUACUGGGGUUAGCUCCUUCCACAAAACCUCAUGUUUCAAAGCUGCAAAGUACUGUAGAAGCAUCGUUGUCUCAAAAAGGACACUCCCACUCUCCAGUGAUCUGCAAGAUCUGUAUCUGCAACUCAAAUCUAAACAAUUGCAUCUUUGGUUCGAACAACAAUCUGUCCAUUAUGAGCGCAAUGUCAUUAUCUGAUCCCGAUAACUUUGAGGAACCAACACCCAGUACAAACCUAGAACCUGGAGAAGCUCUGGACAUGAAGUCUCCCACAUGCGGGAGUUCCAAUGAAAAGGACACAAGUAGCACAGAAGCCGUCCAAGUGGAAUCUGAUAUCAAAAUACUCAGAUGCAAAGUACGAAAUAUGACUGUUGGAAACAGAAAUACAUUCACAGUUGUAGAAGAAUCCAGCGACGAAGGUGAUAAUGAGGAGAAGGAGCGGGAAGAAGAGUAUGAGGAAAAUGAAAGUGAAGAGAAAGACGAUGCAGAACAGUUAACAAAUGAAAGAGGGUAGCCAAAAGGAGCGCACCAAAUCGAACACUGCAGCAAGAAAUUCUGUAACUUUUUGAAGAAACUGUUACAUCACGAGCAGCAUGACCAAGAGCGAGCCAACACUUACCAUGGCUUGUAACAGCAGGUCAAACUCAGCCAUCAUGAACUAUCAACCAAACCUAGCGGGGAUGGUGGGGUUUCAUGUUAUUUUCAUACCUUAUUGCAAAACAUUUUGUUACAGAUCAUUGACAAUGUGGAUUCUGAAAACUGUUCAAUAGCAUGGUGGUCACAAACCUGUGUAGAGCAGAAACACCAGUGUGGAUCUGAUGGGCCGAAUGGCCUGUUUCAGUGCUUCAAGGUGUUAACAAUAUUCUCUAUCGCAAAGGACUGUGGAUGCUCAGUCAUUUAAGACAGAGAUUGAUUGAAUUGUGGACACUAAGGGAUAUGGGUUUAGCGCAGGAAAGUGGAGUUGAGGUAAAAGAUCAGCCAUGAUCUUAUUGAAUGGUGGAGCAGAUUCAAGGGACCAAAUGACCUACUCCUGUACCUAUUCUUGUCUUUGUUUAAGAUACAGGUUUGCUCAUUUCCUUGGUUGUGCUUUGUAAGUCUUGGCACUUUUGUACAACGUUAUCUCCCUCAUCUAAGUAUGGCAUUCUAACUAUUGAGAUGACUGGAACUGUGAUUUCUACGACACGUGGAAGGUAGUGGGAGAACUAAAUAUUAGAGGCUCCAAAGGAAAUUAAAUCAUGUACAACUCCCCAGCACCAGGAAAUUCCAAAUUUUAAAGAAAAUUACAUUCCACUUUAAUACAAAGGCCAGAUUUUGAUGGAAUCCUGUUCUAUCUGUCAUUUUAGACAAGCAUUCUUCCUAACAUCUUAUGUAGUACCCACUCUUCGGAAGAACGAGAAGUUUACGGAAGAGACUUACUGGAAUGCUUCCAGAGUGGGGUGGGGGAUUUCAGUCACCUGGAUAGACUAGAAAAGUUGGGUUCUCUUUAGAGCAGAGAAGGCUAAGAGAACUUUAACAUCAUGAAGGAUUUAGAUUGGGAGAAACUUUCCAAUGCUGAAGAUGCGAUAACCAGAAGACAUAGAUUUAAGGUAGUUGACAAAACCAGAGGCAAUUAUGCAACGUGGUCAGAAUUUGGACUGCACCACUGAUAGGGCGAUGAAUACGGAUUCAAUAGUAGCCUUGAAAAGGCAAUUGCAUAAAUACUUGAAGGAGAAAAAAUUGUAGAGAUAUGAGGAAAAGUAGGAGAGCAAGGCUAAUUGAAUUGCCCUUCGAAGAGCUGGCACAGACUGGAUGGGCCAAAUGGCCUCCUUCAGCACUGUUCUAUUAUGUGAACUGUCCUGUCCUUCUUGGGAAGUGUCUAAUCUCACUCCUAAAUGACUCUGACUCUGGAAAAUAUGCUGGGGUGAUUGUGAGUAAAAUGGGAUUGCACCAAAAUGGAUGGUCUUUUAAUCUGAUGUAUGGUGCCUAAAAUCUCAGUAAGAAUGCACGACCUCGCAGGGAGAUGCUGCAUCUUCUACUCAGCAUUCUCCAAUUUGAAAACGCUGAAACUAAAGUUGAUCUGUGUUGAACACAAACCCAUGUUUGGCUCUGCACCAGGGCACCGAACUUUCACUCACCAGCACUUGAUGCCACUGUAUUGCCAAUUAGAUGAGGAAAAGUAUUUGCAUAUAAGUCACUGUUCUCCAUUAAUGGAUGCAGUUUAUAAGUUAUUUUAACUGUUGAAUAUUAAAGUUAACUUUUGUUUUCAUAUUUAUGUACAUAUUUUAAAUAUAUAAAAUAUACAAGUUACUGUCAAA